GGCACUAUCUGCGCAUGACAGCAACCGGAAGUAAUAGCCAACCGUACGUGGCAUCCAAAACGUAAUAUAAGUCGUGUCAUUCUAUGCGUGGUUUUAUCAACUUAAUUUCAGCCAACUCAAGAAAUUACACCUGUUUAUACCUUCAUCAACAAGAAGGUCUUCCAAUUCAAGCAUUUUGCAGCUAAAUGAGUUAUACCUGAUUAUGACACAAUGAAUCCACAAUUCCCCGGAAACCAAGGCCAGAUGCCGCCCACAGGGUAUGGUGCCCCUCCCAUGGGUGGACAGCGACCUCCAAUGGCAGGUCAACCAAUGUACAAUGGCACAGGUCAGCAGGGCCCACCUAGUGGUUUCCCUGGUGGGCCACCAAAACCUAAUAAUGCUUUGGGCCCAGGACAAAGCCAGUUUAGACCUAUGGCAAAUGGACCACAGCCUGGUGGCUUCCCGGGAGGAGGUCCCCAAGGAGACAUCAACUAUGGUGCACAAAGAGGACCAGUACCACCCAUGGUAGGAAAGCCUUUACAAGGACCACCCCAGAAUAUCCCUAACUCUACAGGUCCCUCAAACUCCAUGAUGGGCCCUGGGGCUGGCCCCAACAUGAUGGGACCUGGGCAACAGCCCCCUAAUUCCAUGAUGGGAGGAACAUCAGGGACACCCCCUAAUUCUAUGAUGGGACACAGUGCUCCACCCAACAUGAUGGGUUCUGGAGCCAGGCCUGCUAACCCAAUGAUGGGGAAUCCAAACAUGAUGGGCCCAGUGGCAUCACAAGGUGGCCAGUUCCGGCCCCCCACCCCGGGACAGGGACAAUUCUCUGGUGGACUUCCUCCUAACUCCACACAGCAGGUGACAAAUCAGAUGGGUGGUAUGACUGUAUCGGAUCAGCCUCGACCAAUGGAUAUGUCUGGAAGUCGCGGUGUUCCUCCAACAGGCCCAGGAAAUGCUCCACCCACUAAUUUUGGACAAUAUACACAGGGUGGUCCCCCUUCUGGACCACCUUCAGGGCCAUCUAUUGGGUAUGGCGCAGGAGCUCCGCCUAAACCACAGACCUCUACUGCAGCUGGUUUCCCCCAUGCACCAGCAGGGCCAGCAACUUCAGUGCCAGGUGGAGGGUUUCCAAGUCAGGGUCCCCCAUCAUCAAUGCAAGGAGGAUUCCCAAACCAGGGUCCCCCAUCAUCAAUGCCAGGAGGAUUCCCCAAUCAGGGUCCCCCAUCAUCAAUGCCAGGAGGAUUCCCCAAUCAGGGUCCCCCAUCAUCAAUGCCAGGAGGAUUCCCCAAUCAGGGUCCUCCGUCUUCAAUGCCUGGAGGAUUCCCCAACCAGGGUCCCCCAUCUUCAAUGUCAGGAGGAUUCCCCAAUCAGGGCCCUCCUACCUCAAUGCAAGGAGGACACCCUCCUUCUGGGCUCCCUUCUAGUCAAUAUGGUGGCAUGCCCCCCAUGCCAUCCCAGCAGACACCACCAUCAUCUGCUGGACCCAUGUCUGGGCCCCCAGGAAGGGGCCAGCAGUAUAUGGGUGGAACCAUGCCGGGAACAACCUUCCCUCCACAGACAGGUUUCUCAGGUACAGGAGGACAACACAUGCCAGCUCCUGGUGGAAUUCAGCAACCUGCUCCAAGAAAACUUGACCCAGACCAGAUGCCUAGCCCAAUACAGGUGAUAGAAGAUGAUGAGGCCAACAAAGGGGGAAUGUUUUCCACACUGGAAAGGGGCGUUGCCCCACCACUGGUGACUACACAAUUUACCGUCCAAGAUCAAGGUAACUGUAAUCCACGUUUUAUGAGGUCAACCACUUAUACCAUACCAUGUACUGCAGACCUCCUCAAGACAAGUCACAUACCAUUAGCUCUUACUAUAUCUCCAUUUGCUAAACUCAACGUUGGAGAGAACCCACCCCCGAUUGUCAAUUUGGGAGAGGUUGGACCAGUACGUUGUAAGAGGUGCAAGGCUUACAUGAAUCCAUUCAUGAUGUUUAUUGAUGGAGGGAGAAGGUUCCAGUGUGUGUUCUGUGGAGCACAAACAGAUGUGCCACCUGAGUACUUCCAACACCUUGACCAUACGGGUAGAAGAGUCGACGCAUACGACAGGCCAGAACUUUGUCUUGGCUCCUAUGAAUUUGUUGCCACUAAAGACUAUUGCAAAAAUGGCACGCUACCUAAUGCCCCUGCCUUCAUCUUCAUGAUUGAUGUUUCCUACAACAGUGUAAAAAGUGGUCUUGUUCAUCUGUUGUGUAAAUCCCUCAAGGAAGAAAUUCUUGUCAACUUACCAAAGGAAGUUGGUGCAGAGGAAUCAGAAAUACGUGUGGGAUUUGUCACAUAUGCUAAAGAAAUUCACUUUUAUAAUGUCAAGGGAAAUCUUGCCCAGCCACAAAUGUUGGUUGUAUCAGAUUUAGAUGACGUUUUUGUGCCAUUGCUGGAUGGUUUCCUGGUCAAGCUAUCAGAAUCAGAGGCUGUAAUUGACAGUUUGCUUGCCCAGAUCCCAGUAAUGUUUGCAGAGUCAAGGGAAACUGAGACAGUGCUUGGUCCUGUCAUACAAGCAGGCUUGGAUGCCCUCAAGUCCGCUGACCGCAGUGGCAAACUCUAUAUAUUUCACUCAUCACUGCCUAUAGCUGAGGCUCCGGGCAAGCUUAAAAACAGAGACGACAGGAAACUCCUCGGUACAGACAAAGAAAAGACAAUCCUUACACCACAGAACAACUUCUACACUAAGUUAGGCCAAGAAUGUGUAGUAGCAGGCUGCAGUGUGGACAUAUUCCUGUUCCCAAAUGCUUACAUCGAUGUAGCAUCAAUUAGUGAUGUGUGUCGUCUUACUGGCGGCAAUAUGUACAAGUACAGUUACUUCCAGUCUGAUAACGAAAAAGCUGACUUGGAUGGAUCCAGAUUCAUGGAAGACUUGAGGAUGAAUGUGGAAAGCCAGGUUGCAUUUGAUGGUAUUCUUCGUGUGAGAACAAGCACAGGUAUACGGCCAGUGGACUUUUUCGGUAACUUCUACAUGGCCAACACAACAGAUGUGGAGUUGGCAGCUAUGAGCCAGAGCCAAGCAAUCGGUGUGGAGAUCAAGCACGAUGAUAAACUCAAUGAGGGAGAUGGUGCUUUUGUACAGAUAGCAAUGCUGUUUACCAGUGUCAGUGGACAGAGGCGACUGAGGAUACACAACCUUUCUUUCAACUGUUGCAUGCAAAUGGCUGAACUGUUCCGUAGCUGUGAGCUGGAUACACUAGUCAACUUCAUGUCAAAACAAGCAAUACGAGAGACGCUUAACUCCAAUCCACGCCAGGUGCGUGAUAAUGUGAUGAACCAGGUUGCCCAGAUUCUAGCAUGUUACAGGAAGAGCUGUGCCAGUCCUUCAUCCGCAGGCCAACUCAUCCUCCCCGAGUGUAUGAAGCUCCUCCCCCUUUACUCCAACUGUAUCAUCAAGAGUGAUGGCCUACAGGGAGGGUCUGAGAUAUCAACAGAUGACCGAAGUUAUCUGAUGCAUCUUAUUAGUGCAAUGGAUGUUAAGUCAUCUCAUGUGUUCUUUUAUCCGCGACUGAUGCCUUUGCACAAUAUAGAGAAAUCCGCAAAGAUGCCAAGAUCCAUCCGGUGUUCAGCUGAGCGGCUACAGGAUAACGGAGUUUAUCUUUUAGAGAAUGGUAUAUCUAUGUUUAUGUGGAUUGGACACAAUGUUGAUCCUCACUGGAUACAGGAGAUAUUUGGUGUACAAAGUGCUGCACAAGUGGAUAUAGACAAGUGUAAAUUACUGGCACUGGACAAUCCAUUGUCUCAAAGAGUGAACGAAGUAAUCCAACAGGUCCGGCAAGAACGAAACAGAUAUAUGAAGCUUACCAUUGUGAGACAACGUGACAAGCUGGAACCUUGGUUCAAUCAUUUCUUGGUGGAGGACAAAGGACUUAAUAAUAGUGCCUCCUAUGUAGACUAUCUGUGUCACAUACAUAAAGAAAUUCGAAGCCUACUUAGUUAAUGCAACAAUUCUCAUGUCACAUAAACCGACAUAAUUCAUCGCAAUGAAACCAGCAGAAAGGGUUGUGACCUGAACCCGAAGUAUUUUCUCACAGAGGAAUGGUAAGAUGCCUGUUAUAUUAGGUGCGAGUCAAGGUGCAGCAGAUUACAGAACUUUGUCAGUGGUUCCCAACAAAAGCAUUAGUGUUUGGAUUACCAGUACUACACUGUGAAGUUCUAGUAACAGAGGCAGCUCCAGGUCACAAGCCAAAGGUUGGACAGGUAUUAACAGUUCAGUCUAUUCUACAUGAAAUAGAUGAAAUAUGGGACAUUUCAAAACUGAACUGCCCAACAAGACAGCAAAGAGAUUCCUGAGCCGAGAAUGUUUUUUUUCCUUUCUAAAAAAUAGGAUUUCUAUCGAGGAAGCUCAGUAGGGAUGUUUGUAUCAUUUUCUGAAGCUCCUGGUUGAGUUGAACUGUACAUGAUAUGCCUCAUCUCUUUGACAGUGGCCAGUUUGAUUAACACAUGACAUAUCAUAGUAUGGCUUAUAAGUAAUAUGUCAGUGGCUAUUUUUUAAAAGAUUCUGAAAAUCACGAUCUGUUUUUUGCAAGAUAUGUACUAACUUGGUAAUUCAUGAGAAAUAUCCAUCAGUAAUAUAAAAGCACAUUUUUAUUAAAUGUUUAUCGAGAUAAAUUGAGGUUUCUUUCAACAAUAACUGGCCGAUAUGAAGGUAUUUACCGCGUUGGUAGGUAUUUAUGACAGUAAGAUAUAUAUUCACAAAAAGUCAUCGAUUUACAGUAGAAAGUAAUGGCUUGGAUACAUAUUCUAUUGACAAAGAGUUAAAUAGAUAGAAAUUGUUAUGAAAAUUGUUGGUAGAAUGUAGGAUUGAAUACCUAUUAACGUCCAGUAUGAAUUAAAAAAUGUAUUUAUAUAUAUUUUAUCAGUAGAGUUUUUCCUCAUGAAUUUGUUAGUUUAUUUGGAUAACAAUUCUAGUCUUUGACAAAUUACCUGUUCUUUAAUGGUAAUUUUGUCAAGUCAAUAAAUAUAAUUCCACUUGUGAUAAAAGUACAUGUGAUUUUAAUUAUUGAGGCAAGACAGACUGAACAUUGGAAUCCAGGGAAUACUUUGAAUCAGAAUAUUUUACUUACUAAAAUUUUCUAGAGACAUAAAAGUUCCAGACUAUCGAAGAUGUUGGUUGGGAUGGGAGUUUUGUAGAAAUUUAACAUUUGUUUUGGAUAACCAAAUGUCCAUAAUUAAAAUUGAAAUGAAUGGUUGUUAGUAAAAACGUUUGUAAACAGUUGUUUGGUCAAUAUUAGUAACAAUCCAAACAAUUUUUUGCUGAAAACAUUCACUAUUUGUCAUGAUUAUAAAACGGAUUAGAUCAGAAGUUAUGUUUACUUCCAAGUCUUAUCAAAGUUAUCUUUAAUACUUUUGGUUUCAUACGGUGAUUUAAUCACAUUUUAUGGAAACAAGGAUAAUUCAUAUUCACACAAUUUUUUUUCUUUUUUUUUUUUCGGUGUAAAAUGGUACAAUUGAUUUUAGUGUUCACUGCCAUUUUGAAUCCACAUAUUUGAUAUACCAUUAAAACAAAUUUGGUACAGAAAAACUACAUACUGUCCAAGACAAAAUGGCAAUCUGACCGUAUGCUUUUUCUUACUAGUGCUGUGCAAGUCAUUGCAAUGUAAUAUGAACAUUGUAUUUGUAAUUACCUGCUUGUAUGUAUAUGUCUCCUGCUCCAAACAACAACAGCAUCAUAGCCUCCAGUCUUUGUGUUAAGGCAGGACCCAAUGUAUAGCAACCCUUUAAUUUGUGGUAUACCCCUAACACAAAGAUUCAAAGCUAAAGUAGCAUGAUGCCCUAGCAUUGAAAUAAGACAAAGUUACAAUAGCUGCUAUUUAACCACUAUCAAGAUAAACCCCAAAGCUUUGUUACAACCCCCCUUACCCUAAAUCCACUGCAAUAUUAUUCCUCCCCUCCCCAAAUUUGUUUUCGGAGAAGUAGUGUUAUAAAGAAGAUAAGUGUAUGCAUGUGUGAGAUUGCUGAUAUUAUAUACUAUGUACAGCUGUAUCCGGUUAGCAUGUAUCACAGAAACUGGUUAUAAAUGGAAUUUUGGGAGAUGAAUGAUUGAUGGAUGGCAUACAAGUUUAUAUGGAAGCUAGCUAGUGUAUUACAAACUUAAAAUACAGGUUUUGUAUAUUCAAAUUGGUAUUGUAAUAGAUUUUUUUUUUUUAAGUCAAUCAAGUAUUUUUUGAAUAGUGUAAAAGUGCAGGCAAGAUUUGAACUAAUAGUGGCUUGAUAGAACUUUCAUGAUGGUUCAUAACAGUAUUCACUUCAUAAAUGAAAUCUUCUAUCAAAACAUGCUCAAAAUACAAAUUGUAGAAAACGCAAUUAUCUUAUAUUAAUGAAACAAAGUCAGGAUAUUGAGCAUCAUUCAGUUUUCUAAGACAAUUAUUAAAGCUGAUUUUCUGUUUUGAACAUCAAAAAUAUUUGAUAAGCAGGGUUUUUAGAACCUACAACUUUAUUUUAGAAUUUGGCUACUUGCAUUGCAUAAGGUUUAGAAGUUUGAUUUGUUCAUAAUUGUAAACAUUCAUCAUGUUUUUGUUGUAGGCAUUUAUCGUUCAUAGAUUUUGAUGAUUCUUGAAUUACCUCUCCAUAUUAUGAAUAGAAAUGACACAAGAAAGUAUAAUUACUUUUAAAUAUUAAGAGUGAACAGUAGUAUUCAACAAAGCUUUAAACAUGGCAUAAUUUAUCUCUUACUAAAAAUACAUCUGUGAAUUCACAUAUUUCCAAGUUGAUGUAUAAUUUCCUUACUGCUGUUCCAUCUAGAAUUGUUACUUUCUUGAUACGAUAUUCAGUGUUGAAUCUUGGAUUACUGAAUUAUUGAAGCUUGUGCAUUGUUAUUGCAAUUUAAUACCCGAUUAUUUCACCAAUACUCGUUCAUUAAUAUUAUGGUGCUCAUCUAUAUUUUACCAAGUGAUGUGGAGAAACUUUCUUAAACACCUUCAGGAUUCUGUAUGUGUGGUAAUAUGUUAAGCCUAAUGGCAAGCACCUGGUAGUCACUUCAUGUUUGAGGGGGUUGUUUCUCACAAGUAAAACAAGGAAUGACAAGAAAUACUUGAAUCAGUUUAACUUUUAAAAAUUAUCAAAUUUGGUUGCUGCAGAUUUUGAGGAAAGUUAUUUUCAGGUUUUUGCUAAAAAUGCUUAUUUAUUUCAAUUUAAAUGAAUUUUAAAGUAGUAAACAAUUGAUUUCUACAUCAGCUUUCCUCAUAAUAAUAAUAAAGUCUAUACUGUGUAGUUCAGUGAUAGGAUCUGCAUAGCUGUUGAUUGCUUAUAUAUACUAUUGAGCAAUUUAUUGUGAAUCAUGAUGGAGACGCUGAAUUGAUUUUACAAGUAGUAUUUUCAGUUGCAUGUUAUUUAUAUGUCUACACUGUGAUAGCUGUAUCAUUAUGAAGUACAUGCCUUUUUGGUCCGCUGUAGGACUUCCUCUGCAGGCAAGGCAAAAAGGCAAGAUUUUGUCAAAAUUAAAUAUAACUGAUGAACAG
This is a messenger RNA of Pecten maximus, 7468 nucleotides long. RefSeq names its product protein transport protein Sec24C-like. Gene Ontology annotation, biological process: endoplasmic reticulum to Golgi vesicle-mediated transport; COPII-coated vesicle cargo loading; intracellular protein transport. Gene Ontology annotation, molecular function: SNARE binding; zinc ion binding. The transcript has 25 exons. Gene Ontology annotation, cellular component: COPII vesicle coat; endoplasmic reticulum exit site. The record is from RefSeq and is a predicted model, not a curated record. Lineage: Eukaryota; Metazoa; Mollusca; Bivalvia; Pectinida; Pectinidae. The coding region runs from base 211 to 3948 and encodes 1245 amino acids.